GUCGGUGUUGGCGCGAAGGUCCGCGAAGCAGCCCUCACGCAGGGACAGCAGGAAACAAUAGAGGCCGCGCGCGGAGAGCGAGCGUUCCGUAGCUUCCCCGCCCCUCCCGCAAAACGGUAGACCUCGGGAUCCCCCUGGCUUUCCUGCACGCCAUGGCCGACAAGGAAGCAGCCUUUGAUGACGCAGUAGAAGAACGCGUGAUCAACGAAGAGUACAAAAUAUGGAAAAAGAACACCCCUUUUCUUUACGAUUUGGUGAUGACCCAUGCUCUGGAGUGGCCCAGCUUAACUGCACAGUGGCUUCCCGAUGUAACCAGACCAGAAGGGAAAGAUUUCAGCAUUCAUCGACUUGUCCUGGGGACACACACAUCGGAUGAACAAAACCACCUUGUGAUAGCCAGUGUGCAACUCCCUAAUGAUGAUGCUCAGUUUGAUGCUUCACACUACGACAGUGAGAAAGGAGAAUUUGGAGGUUUUGGCUCUGUUAGUGGAAAAAUUGAAAUAGAAAUUAAGAUCAACCAUGAAGGAGAAGUAAACCGGGCACGUUAUAUGCCACAGAACCCAUGCAUCAUUGCAACAAAGACUCCAUCCAGUGAUGUUCUUGUUUUUGACUAUACAAAACAUCCUUCUAAACCAGAUCCUUCUGGAGAGUGCAACCCAGACUUGCGUCUCCGUGGACAUCAGAAGGAAGGCUAUGGGCUUUCUUGGAACCCAAAUCUGAGUGGGCAUUUACUUAGUGCUUCAGAUGACCAUACCAUCUGCCUAUGGGACAUCAGUGCUGUUCCAAAGGAAGGAAAAGUUGUGGAUGCGAAGACCAUCUUUACAGGGCAUACAGCAGUAGUAGAAGAUGUUUCCUGGCAUCUGCUCCAUGAGUCUCUGUUUGGGUCCGUUGCUGAUGAUCAGAAACUUAUGAUCUGGGAUACUCGUUCAAACAAUACUUCCAAACCAAGCCACUCAGUUGAUGCUCACACUGCUGAAGUGAACUGCCUUUCUUUUAAUCCUUAUAGUGAAUUCAUUCUUGCCACAGGAUCAGCUGAUAAGACUGUUGCCUUGUGGGAUCUGAGAAAUCUGAAACUUAAGUUGCAUUCCUUUGAAUCACAUAAGGAUGAAAUAUUCCAGGUUCAGUGGUCACCUCACAAUGAGACUAUUUUGGCUUCCAGUGGUACUGAUCGCAGACUGAAUGUCUGGGAUUUAAGUAAAAUUGGAGAGGAACAAUCCCCCGAAGAUGCAGAAGAUGGGCCACCGGAGUUGUUGUUUAUUCAUGGUGGUCACACUGCCAAGAUAUCUGAUUUCUCUUGGAAUCCCAAUGAACCUUGGGUGAUCUGUUCUGUGUCAGAAGACAAUAUCAUGCAAGUGUGGCAGAUGGCAGAGAAUAUUUAUAAUGAUGAAGACCCUGAAGGAAGUGUGGAUCCAGAAGGACAGGGGUCCUAGAUUCAUCUGCACUUGUAAUUUUAGACUGCCUGCCCUUUUCCUCUCAACCCUGAUAGUGAUUUAACACUGGUUCUGAGACACAGACUUUGUUCAGCUAUCCCUCUAUAAUAGGUACCAUCAACAAUGUUAUUAACCCAAUCCAAGGGUGUUUUCUAAAUAUUAACUGAGGGGCUUGAUUCAGCAAAGCCACAGACUUAAUAUUUAAAUUUUUUUCAGGAAUUUUCUAGUAUCAAAGAUCUAAAGUAGCCACUGAAAGGGGAAUAUUGUGUGUGGUUAUUUUAUUUUUCUCUGUAUGCCAUAUCCCCACAUUUUUCAGGCUCAUUUAAGUAAAGGCUAGAAGUAAAUAAGGAAUAGAGCCAAGAGAGGUAGGUGUGUGAGCCAUGAAGUGUAAGUACUGCAAGAUGUUUUUAUUCAGGAAUUAGGGGAGAUUUGAGUCAUAACUUCCUACUCUAAAAUCUUCACACCUGACUUUCCAGGAUGCACAUUUCCUACGUAGACUAGUCUCCUCCGUUUCUUAAGUCAAAAGUAUGUGUUCCUGUUUUCCAUAUAUUUUUGCUUGUUAGUGUAUUUCUUGAGCUGAUUUCAUAUUAUUUCUUUCCUUUCUGUGAAAUGGUUUUUUUUAAAAACUUGGGACCACCAAGUUGUAAAGAUGUAUGUUUUUACCUGACAGUUAUACCACAGGUAAGCUGUCCAGCUAAGUUGAGAAGAGUGAAUCUAUAGCUUGUAUUUGUUUUUAAAAUUAAAUUAAUCCUGGAUAAGAGUUGCUUUUUUUUUUUAGGAGUUAGUCCUUGACCACUAGUUUGAUACCAUCUCUGUUUUGGGUGACCUGUUUCACUAACAGGCCUGUUACUCUCUAUGACUAACUGUGUAAGUGCUUAUAAUGAAAUAAAUUGCUUUUCUACAUAACCCAA
This is a messenger RNA of Myotis brandtii (Brandt's bat), 2341 nucleotides long. RefSeq names its product retinoblastoma binding protein 4 (gene RBBP4). The transcript has 12 exons. Gene Ontology annotation, cellular component: ESC/E(Z) complex; nucleus; NuRD complex. Gene Ontology annotation, biological process: regulation of gene expression. Bases 153 to 1430 code for a protein of 425 amino acids. The record is from RefSeq and is a predicted model, not a curated record. Gene Ontology annotation, molecular function: histone binding. NCBI's taxonomy places the organism in Eukaryota, Metazoa, Chordata, Mammalia, Chiroptera, Vespertilionidae.